AUGAAGCCAAAUGAAGACGGCACCGAGGUGGAGUGGCUGACACUGGAAGUGACCCUGGGCGACUGGUGGUCGGCCACGGAGACCAUCAACGGGUCGGCGGUGGCUGAUCCGCAGCUUCGCUGGGGCGCCGUCUCCAAGAUUGCUCAGUGCGAUCUGGUGGAACAGGUGUGCUUCAAGACCACUGGCGGUAGAAAUCUGGCCAACUACUUUGCCACAAUGAGUUUCGACUUUAAGCGGAAGCUGGACGCUGCCUUUGGGGCACUUGGCGAGACCGCCUACUUCAUUCAGGACAAAAGCCUGUACAAGGUGCUCUACAAGAACCAGUGCAUCGGCAAUCCGUACCUCGACGUGGUCGCCUUUCCCUCGGUGGACAUUGGCACGACCACCACUGCGGCCGCCUUCAUCAACCACAGCUCUACCGUAGUUUUCUUCGACGGUGAACUGCACCUGAAGGUGACCAACGCCAGCGGUGUCAUCGGCGAAGAGGGCGCUCUCAGGCAACGACUGGUCGACCUGGGAAGUGGAGUCCUCUCCUAUUUCAAGUCACUCUUCGGUUCGAAGGAGAUGCGCAUUCUCAUUCUCGGCCUGGACGGCGCCGGCAAGACGACCAUUCUCUACAGACUGCAAGUGGGCGAAGUUGUCACGACCAUUCCUACCAUCGGCUUCAACGUGGAGCAGGUGACGUACAAGAACUUGAAGUUUCAGGUGUGGGAUCUCGGCGGCCAGACGUCCAUUAGGCCGUACUGGCGCUGCUACUACUCCAACACAGACGCCAUCAUCUACGUCGUCGACAGCAGUGAUAGAGAUCGCAUAGGCAUCUCCAAACAGGAGCUGGUCUCUAUGCUGGAGGAGGACGAGCUAAAGAGCGCCAUCCUCGUGGUGCUGGCAAACAAGCAGGACAUGGAGAACGCCCUCACCGUCGCCGAGGUGCACAAGGAGCUGGGUCUUGAUGUGCUGAGAAACCGAACGUUCCAAAUCUUCAAAACCUCCGCCAUCAAGGGCGACGGCCUCGACGAGGCGAUGGAGUGGCUAUCAAACGCCCUUACCGCCACCAAGUAA
This is a messenger RNA of Rhagoletis zephyria (snowberry fruit fly), 1059 nucleotides long. RefSeq names its product ADP-ribosylation factor-like protein 1. The record is from RefSeq and is a predicted model, not a curated record. NCBI's taxonomy places the organism in Eukaryota, Metazoa, Arthropoda, Insecta, Diptera, Tephritidae. Gene Ontology annotation, molecular function: GTPase activity; GTP binding.